AUAAUAUUUUUGCGUGUUAGUACUGGUGCGAGGUAAUUGCAAGAUUCAUUAAUGUGGAUUAUUUUUUGCGUUUCUUUGUGUUUUUAUAGUUUCUUGAAUUCCAAUUCUUUCUGUCGAGGAAGUUUCAGGGAAAUGAGAGGCUGGAAAGUUUUGUAUUAUUGGUUAUAACUUAUAAGCUUUGCUUAAUUUAGCGUAUACUAUAGUAAAACAAUUUGUCUUGUGUUGCAUUUUGAUUUUUAAUUUUAAGUGGAUGAAAUUGCUUUUGGAAGUGUUUACAGGUAAGGGAUUUUGGCCCAAUACCUUAGAUACUGUAGUUAAAAAGAAAAAAAACUCAGUUCAUGUGGAGUUAGUAGUGUUCUGUUUAGAAUUAGGAAUGAGUUUUGUGAUAUAAAAGAAUGUGAAGAUAUUGUGAAAAUUAAGCACAAGUUUGUGCUUGCAUUAGAAAAAAUGUCCAAGCCACUGUUUUCCAAACUGAAGUUUGUUGUUUUUAAUCUCAACAGUUACCUUUCCUAAUAUUAUUGAAUUUCCUUUUAAAGUUCGUAAGGAAAAGAAAAUUCAUCACAUGUGGAGGUUAUCAACUAUCUUUACGCAAUCGAAAGGAAAGAUUAGAAAAGCUAGAAGGGAUUUGUCAUUACUUGCUUUAGUAAAUUUUCUUUGCCUUUAUUAAUUUAACACAAAAAAGCAUGUCCUUUUGCUGUUUAUAUUCCUUCUUGUGUAUCCUGAAGAUAAGAUUGAUUAAUUUCAGUACUGUUUAGGGAUACCAAAUAGGAAUAGUGAGGCGUGGAAGCAAAAAUAUUGCUCUAGCAAUGUCAAUUUUGUAUGUGAAGAUUAAAGGAAAACGCUGCUUCAGUAAGAUCAAAUUAAUACCAUAUUGCUAUAAGUUAUUGAAAUAAAGACUGUUAUUUGCCACUCACCCCCCAAAGAAAAAGAAAAAAUGAAGACCUAAAUAUGAGGCAAUUCUUUACUUAAUGAUAGGAAGAAUUGGAAAAUUGAGACUGAUGGAUUUUAUGAUUUACUGUGCAAAGUUCACUUUGAAGAGUUGCAGUUAUUUGUCGUUCUUCCUUUCUGUCUUUCAUAGGGCAGGGAGCAGAUACUUGUUGAUCUUUGAUAGGAGUUAGUACAUUUGAGAAGGUUUUAGGAGUUAUUAAUUUCUUUGGUUGAUAACCGGGAGCUUUGGAUGCUUAAUUAAAAAUUAUCGAUGAUUAGCCAGUGUCUAGAACUUAAUCCUGUCAUUUUUGAUACUGGAAAGCAAGAAUUUUUUUCAACGUGAAAGAAGUGGUUUUAGAUUUAGCAUUUUGUUGAUAGAGGAAAAGGAGAGAGGUUGCUGAAAUUAGGCACUGCAAUCACUCCAAGACAUUUCACCAACAUACUCUAUGAAGAUACUGUCGUUUCUUCUGGCAUUAAUCUUUCCUUUACUUCUGUAUUAUCCUCCUCAAACCAUUGCUAACCUAUAUUCUGACAAACAAGCCCUUCUUAACUUUGUUGCUGCGGUUCCUCAUAGCCAGAAACUUAAUUGGAGUUCUACUACUUCAGUAUGCACUUCUUGGAUUGGUAUCACUUGCAAUGGCUCCCAUGUACUUGCUGUUCGCCUUCCGGGUGUUGGACUAUAUGGUCACAUUCCAGCCAAUACACUUGGGAAGUUGGAUGGCCUCAUGACCCUCAGUCUUCGCUCCAACCGCCUUAAUGGAGAUCUUCCAUCAGACAUGCUCUCUCUUCCUUCCCUUCAAUAUGUAUUCCUUCAACAUAAUAACUUUUCAGGAACUAUUCCUUCAUCACUUUCUCCUCAGCUCAACUCACUUGACCUCUCCUUCAACUUCUUUUCAGGCAAUAUUCCUGCCACAAUACAGAACUUGACAAAUCUUACUAGUUUGAACCUCCAAAACAACUUGCUCACUGGAUUCAUCCCUGAGUUCAAUUCCUCAGGGCUCCAGCAAUUAAAUUUGAGCUACAAUCACUUGAACGGUUCAAUUCCACCUGCCCUCCAAAAGUUCCCUACCUCUUCCUUUGAGGGCAACAGUAUGUUAUGUGGACCACCACUAAAUCAGUGUUCAAUAUUUACACCCACCCCUUCUCCAGCUCCUGCUUUCUUGCCACCCUCUUCACUCAACCCUCAAAAACCAAAACCAAAAGUUGGUUCCAAGAAGAAACUAGGAACGGGGUCUAUUGUUGCCAUUGCAAUUGGAGGCUCUGUGGUGCCAUUAGUUUUGCUUCUGAUGACAGUGAUAUGUUGUUUGAAGACAAAAGAUAAUCAUAAUGGUGCAGUGAAAGGAAAGGGUGGAAGGAAUGAGAAGCCUAAGGAAGACUUUGGGAGUGGAGUGCAAGACGCUGAGAAAAACAAGUUAGUGUUUUUUGAUGGUAGUUCUUACAGUUUUGAUCUCGAAGAUUUAUUGAGAGCUUCAGCUGAAGUUCUAGGGAAAGGAAGUUAUGGAACAACCUAUAAGGCAAUCUUGGAGGAGGGAACAAUAGUAGUUGUCAAGAGAUUAAAAGAUGUGGUGGCAGGGAAAAAAGAGUUUGAGCAGCAAAUGGAGGCUGUGGGAAGAGUUGCCCAGCACCCAAAUGUCGUUCCUCUCCGUGCUUAUUACUACUCCAAGGAUGAGAAACUCCUGGUUUAUGACUAUGUAUCAGCUGGAAGCUUUUUCACAUUAUUGCAUGGAAGUGGUGCUUUUGGCCAAAAUCCCUUAGACUGGGAAUCAAGAGUAAAGAUUUGCCUUGAAACAGCAAGAGGGAUUGCCCAUAUUCAUUCUGCUGCUGGAGGGAGAUUCAUUCAUGCGAAUAUUAAGUCCUCCAAUGUACUCAUCACUCAAGACCUCUGUGGCAGUGUUUCAGAUUUUGGUUUAACUCCUAUAAUGAGUUACCCAGCAGUGCCAUCUAGAACUGCAGGCUACCGAGCUCCUGAGGUGAUCGAAACUCGAAAACCUACUCAAAAAUCUGAUGUCUACAGUUUUGGGGUUCUCCUCCUUGAGAUGCUGACAGGAAAAGCACCAGUACAAUCUACGGGGCAAGAUGAUGUGGUUGAUCUUCCAAGGUGGGUACAGUCUGUUGUUCGAGAGGAAUGGACUGCUGAGGUGUUUGAUCUAGAGCUAUUGAAAUACCAGAAUAUUGAAGAAGAGAUGGUGCAGAUGCUACAAAUAGCAAUGGCCUGUGUGGCAAGGGUGCCUGAUAUGAGACCUACUAUGGAUGAAGUGGUUAGGAUGAUUGAAGAAAUACGAGUGCCUGAUUCCUUGAACCACCCAUCAUCAGAAGAGUACAAAGGAUCAAAUACUCAAACCCCAUAAUCAAUUUGUUUGUGAAGAGUACAGAAUCUUCUACUUAGAGUUCUGUUUGAUGCCAGUUGACGAACAAAGACUUAUCAUCUAGACCACUCCUGGUUAGGCUGCUAGCAGGCGUCCACAGCAAUUUCCACAUGUAACUACUUCACAGUGGCGAACAAGUUCAUCAGAAAGAUGCAGUCAGUUUGGCAUUUUCGCUUUUUAAUUUCGCUUUUUAAUUCUGACUACCACUUCUUCCUUCGUAGCAAAUACUGUAACAAAAUUCUGCAAAAUAUUAUCGUUUGCUGAUUGCACCUUUAGUAUUUUAUGAAUCUCCAGCAAAUGCAACAGUGCUCUCAUCUCACAUGAUGUUCGUA
Messenger RNA from Ricinus communis (castor bean), 3625 nucleotides. Its product is annotated as probable inactive receptor kinase At5g58300. The transcript is spliced from 3 exons. Gene Ontology annotation, molecular function: protein binding; ATP binding; protein kinase activity. NCBI's taxonomy places the organism in Eukaryota, Viridiplantae, Streptophyta, Magnoliopsida, Malpighiales, Euphorbiaceae. Gene Ontology annotation, biological process: protein phosphorylation. Bases 1374 to 3275 code for a protein of 633 amino acids. The record is from RefSeq and is a predicted model, not a curated record.